CACCCUGGGCAGGUCUGUGCCAUAGACACUGCCUGGGUGCUCCUUUAUAUACAGCACAUCUUUCUGGAGUGAGACAUUGGAAGGCAGUGGAAGACCUUGUGUCCUGUUGAGCUCCCCCAUGGCUUCAGAGUCAGCUGGCCACCCUGCUGGGAAAAGACCCUGCAAGAUGCAAGCCUUCAGAAUCUGGGAUACUAACCAGAAGACCUUCUACCUGAGGAACAACCAGCUCAUUGCUGGGUACUUACAAGGACCAAAUACCAAACUAGAAGAAAAGAUAGACAUGGUGCCUAUUGACUUUCGGAAUGUGUUCUUGGGCAUCCACGGGGGCAAGCUGUGCCUGUCUUGUGUCAAGUCUGGAGAUGACACCAAGCUCCAGCUGGAGGAGGUUAACAUCACUGAUCUGAACAAGAACAAAGAAGAAGACAAGCGCUUUACCUUCAUCCGCUCCGAGACAGGCCCUACCACCAGCUUCGAAUCACUUGCCUGUCCAGGAUGGUUCCUCUGCACAACACUAGAGGCUGAUCAUCCCGUGAGCCUCACCAACACACCAAAAGAGCCCUGUACAGUCACAAAGUUCUACUUCCAGGAAGACCAAUAGCACUGCCUCGGCCUGUCCUUCCCCACUCCCAGGCCAGCAAUGACCACCAACUGCCUGAUCACUCUGGCCAUCAUUGGGGUCUGAGGAACAAUUUUUGCAGGGUGUACAGUAGAAGGAGACAGAAGAGUCCUGAUGAUAGAUCUCUGCCUUCAGUCUGUUGGCUAACCCAAUCCCCAUGAUGAUUUCAGAAUAAUCUUUCAAACUGCAUCAUGGCAGGCCUUUUCUUAUUGCCUCUGCCCUCUGGGUGAAGUCUAGACCACUUGCUUGGCCUAGGUGUCUUCUGUUCUCUCUCUCUCUCUCUCUCUCUCUCUCUCUCUCUCUCUCUCUCUCUCACACACACACACACACACACACACAUACACACACACACACACACUCUGACACUUUUUGUUUUAUCCAUUGUCCUGCAUGUCCACAGUCCAGACCAAUCAAGUCACUUGACAAUCCCCCAAGUGGCUCCUUCCCCUUGUUUUAUAGACCUGUGCCAGUCUAUGGGGAUGGUUUUUAUUCUCCUUGUUAUUCAUUUUGGGGUUUUUUGGAGUUUCUUUGUUUUUCGUUUUUUUGGGUUUUGGGGCUUUUUGGAUGCUUGGGAUGAAACCCACCAGGGCAUCACAUCUACUAAGUUUGAGUUCUACCGCCAUGGUCUGCUUCCCCUCAGCUUUAAGGAUGUAGAAAAGAGAAAUUAAGGAUCUCAAAGUUAUUUCAUUAGGCCAGCCUUAUUCCAUGUGGGAGAGAGGCUUCUUGUGGAAAUUAUGUGCUUUAUGAGGGGAGCUGGGGAUUCGAUGCUCCUGCAUUUGCGAAGUGGUUGUAAGCUUAGGAAAAUAGGCGGUAGGCUUUCCUCCUUUCCUUUUCUGUGUGAUGCCCCUAAACUGAAAAAGUAAAAUUUGGUGGACUGUAGUAUUCCCAUAAUCUCCCCACCACUUUUUUUUCUCUUUUGGAAAUCUCCAAUAUCCUGUAUUCCUCUGUCAAGCCCAAACACCAUCUUCACUCCAAACCUACCAGAGCUGCCUAAAGAGGUUCUCCACUAUCUCUGUGCAAACAUGGCUCUCAAGCCCUUCCUGAUGUGGUGAAUGAAUGAAUCUAUUGAUCAUUUCUUGACCAUUCAUUUUAUCACCUCUUUAAACUUGUGUCGAAGUAGCUAUGUUCCUGUCUGUUUCCUCUGCCAGACUAUGAGCUCUGGAGAGCAGGGAGCAUUGUGUGUGUGUGUGUGUGUGUGUGUGUGUGUGUGUGUGUGUGUGUUGGGUCCCUACAAGGAUGAGCACCCUCUUUGGCUCUUAGAAGGCACUCCCAGAGUAUGUGUUAUUUGUGCUCAUGGAAAUUUUCUUACUCCUCCUUGUGACUUUAGCUUUAUUUUACAAUAAAACAUUGAAAAUA
Rattus norvegicus (Norway rat) is the source of this 1972-nucleotide messenger RNA. RefSeq names its product interleukin 1 receptor antagonist (gene Il1rn). Lineage: Eukaryota; Metazoa; Chordata; Mammalia; Rodentia; Muridae. Gene Ontology annotation, cellular component: extracellular region. Gene Ontology annotation, molecular function: interleukin-1 receptor binding; cytokine activity. Gene Ontology annotation, biological process: signal transduction; immune response; inflammatory response. The record is from RefSeq and is a predicted model, not a curated record.